This is a messenger RNA of Notolabrus celidotus (New Zealand spotty), 2477 nucleotides long. It is a transcript of the gene ccdc174, whose product is annotated as coiled-coil domain containing 174. Bases 570 to 2345 code for a protein of 591 amino acids. Gene Ontology annotation, cellular component: nucleus. The record is from RefSeq and is a predicted model, not a curated record. NCBI's taxonomy places the organism in Eukaryota, Metazoa, Chordata, Actinopteri, Labriformes, Labridae. The transcript has 11 exons.
AAUCUUCCUAAGUCAACGGAUGUGGGAGUGGCAGAGCGUCACAGUUGGAGGUUUUGCUAAAAACCUACCACUUUUAUGACACUCUAAUGCAGUGUUGGAUCAGGACCAGGCCGCUCAUGCAUGAUAAGUGCCCCAGCCUGAAUUCCUUUAUGUGCAAAUAUUCACCUAUGUGUUAUAGCGCCCCCUACUGGCCACAGGAAGUCACUUCUUAUUUUCUCAGUUUCAGCCUAGGCCUCAUAAACAGCAGCACAGCAACACCUGCAGCACUUAAGGCUGUGGCGUACAUUACGCGGUGCUUGUACGAGGGCCUGCACAUAUCCGCUUGCGGUUUUAAUUCCAAUUGUGUUGCACUCUCCAGUCCAGGAGAUAGCGGUACUGCACCAGAAGAAGAAGGAGCUCAUUCACAAUCAUACAGCCUCAUGUUCACAACUAACCAUCGCACAGGGGGUGGCGGUAGUGCGCCUUUAGGCUGUUAUUCCAUCCUCAUUUGAAACCACGAAGAAGAAGCUAGCACAACAGCAAUAUUAACCUGCAUGUAAUGGUAAUGAUGCGAAGAAUAGUGAUUAAAAAUGGACAAAAAGAAGAAACCUUUCUCCGUGACUGCUUCCUCGCUUGUGGACCUUAAGGCUGAGCUUUAUAGAAAGCAGGAGCAAUUCAAACAGGAUAGACUUGGACAAGAAUCUUCCAGUGCUGGAUUUACUUCACAAUCCAAAGCGAAGAAACCAAAUGUUUGGAGCAAGCAAAAUGCGGGUGUUUCAGCAAGAGCUGAGAAAGAUGCAGAGCAGCUGGCUGAGGAGCAGAACAGCCUCGAGACAGCCAGACGCAAGUUGGAGGAGAAGGCCAAACUCUAUGAACAAAUGACGAAAGGAGACUUCCCAGAUGAAGAGACAGAAGGACUGUACCUGGUUGAUUUCACCCAGAAGAUAAUUGACAAGAAGAAAGAAACACUUGCAGAGCGAGAUAAUGAAGAUAGACGCAACUUGUCUCCUAUCCCUCCUCCUGAAAACCCAGAUGAGGAAUGGGUUGAUUACGUGGAUUCUCUGGGAAGAUCUCGAAGAUGUAUGAAGAAAGAUCUUCCAAGUUUUAAGAGAUUGGACCAUGACCUCACAGGAAAAGGAAAAGCCUCUGACGACAAGACGUUACUCUCAGAGGACAUGCGUCGAGAGCUGCAGAGGCAGGAGUGGGAGAGGGAGGAAGAGGAGGCUAUGAAGAGGCCUGUCGGUCCGAUCCACUAUGAGGACAUGAGGGGACAAGAGGCUCGGGAGCUUGGUGUGGGUUACUUUUCAUUUGCUCAGGAUGAAGAGCAGCGCAGAAAGCAGAGGGAGACUCUGGACAUGCUCAGAGACCAGACAACAGAGCAGCGCAGCAAGAGGGAACAACUGAAGGACAAGAGGAAGGCCAUCUUACAGGCCAGACUGUCCAAAGUGAGGCAGAGGAAAAUGAAGAAGGCCAAGCUGGAUGGUACUGAGGAUGAGCAGAGAGAGGAAGAGAAGGAGGGAGGAGAAGAGGAGGAGGAUGAACUGAUCGGACCCUCUCCUCCACCAGAGGACAUCCCUGAGGUCAGCUUAUUGAAGAAAGUGGAAGUGGAGAUCCAGGAAAGGAAGGACACCAAACCAGGAGUUCCUCAUGUCAGAGAAUGGGAUAGAGGAAAAGAGUUUAUGUUCAGUGAGUGGAAAACCCGGCUUCGUGACGAGCGUGAUUCAGAAUUUGCCCCUCCUUCUGCUUACUUUGCUGAGCGGAUGAGGCAAAAUCCAGAGAGGAGUAAAACUCAUGAAAAUAAGCCAAAGAUGUCCUUCAAGUGGACCAAGGACCCAGGAGAAGUCUCUGAGAAGAAGGAAAAGCCACAGUCUCAGCCUAAGACUGCUCCCCCACCUCCUCAGCCUCCUCAGCCUCCUCAGCCUCUUCAGCCUCUUCAGCCUCCUCAGCCUCUUCAGCCUCCUCAGCCUCUUCAGCCUCCUCAGCCUCCUCAGCCUCCUCAGCCUCCUCAGCCUCAACAACAUCCUGUGACUGCUUCACAACCACAGACUUCAUGCCAGUCAUCACCUUUAGAUCAGCCACCAUAUUCAGCUCCUGUGUCUGCUCCUUCUUUUAAUAAUACACAGCUUCCCCCUCCUAUGUUCUAUCCUCCUUUUCCUCCUCAGUUUACUGGACCACCUCCUAUGCUUCCUCCAUUUUUUUCACCGUAUCCAAACCAGUAUCCACCCCAUUAUCCCCCCCAGUAUCCACCUCAGCCACAGAGCAAUUCUCAGCCGCCGCCGCCUGGCCUGCCUGCAGAUGUCACUCAAUCCCAGCAGCCUGCACCGACUAUAGACGACAUGUUAUCCUUCUAUAGAAACUCUUCCUGAUCCCUGAAAUCCUGUGCUUGCUGUCAAGUUGUUUUUCUGUUUAAACCCUGCUGAGGAAGGGACAGCAACAACAGAACACAAUGUCUCAACUUGAAGUUUUAGCUUCUUAAUAAAUGACAGGUUUGACAACGA